Molecule: messenger RNA, 1531 nt
Organism: Physcomitrium patens
Lineage: Eukaryota; Viridiplantae; Streptophyta; Bryopsida; Funariales; Funariaceae
Source: RefSeq, a predicted model, not a curated record
GUCUGGACUGUGUUGAGAGCUCGGAUGCUCACGCCGCUUUUUUUUAAAACUCCCAGUGGAUCUGUUUUUUGUCGCUCUGAUCCAUAGUCCACAGUGCACUAUGGAUCCAUUGAUUUGCAGAUUUAUUCCAGCCUCUCAUCAAUUAUCACGCCAGGAAGUUUCAUAUCCUGGGCUCUCGAGAGACCCAUGAUGAUAACUUGUGUCUGUUACACGCCCAAAACGGUGUAUCUCGUCUGACUUGUUUGUUGUGUAGCAGAAGUUGUAAAAAGACUUGAAUGAUGAAGUGCGGAGAAUCGAAUAUUGACUUGCUCGUGCUUCUGAAACCCUUCUACGUGUCACGCGGACAGCGAAUCCCUUACAUCUUGAGCAUUUUUGGAUUUUGAGAUGCGAUGCUUUCCGCGAUCGAAAAACAGAAACAAAAGCAAAAACAGUGUAAAGAAGAGAAAGACGGUCGGGGUCGAUUUUUCUCAUCCAUCCUCAUUAGCAGCAAAUUCAGUCGGUUUCUGCCAAACCCCAGGGGCGGGAAUCAGUGGCAUCACAAGCCUGCGACAGGAUCGAUCCCAAAUUAUCGAAGUUUAGUUUGUAAUCUCGUGAGUUUGUCUCUUCUCUUCAGAUCAAGGAGAAGGAUGGUGGAGUGGUGGUGGGGUGUUGUAGGGACGGUUGUCCCUGCAUUGGUGGUUCGUCAGGUGAUUCAGAAGACUCGUAACCGUGAGCGAGACCCGCUCCAGGGCAAGGACACGAAAGACCUCACUAACCAGUUUGUGUGUGAGCGCGUCUGCACGUCGAAGAGAAUGCUCAGUAGGGUUGGAGCUUUCUCCAAUGGAACCACUUCAGAUACUUGUGUCACAGUGUGCGGUGUUAGCGAGGUGGAUGCUUGCUCCGAAGCUUGUAUCCGUUCUGUCUGUGCGAAUGCACACCAUGUUCCGAACUGGAAUGACGUUUGCUCACGUCGGUGUCAAACCCAAUGCAUUAAGUCAGGACUCUGACCAGCACACUUCUAUGGCAAGCAAAGCAGGAAGAUUGUUGUAGUUUUCUAGACUUGCAGUCAAUCUUCGAAGCCUUCCUCGUAACAUGAUGUCUGUGACGGACCUACGGCUGUACAUCAAGCAUCCCUUGUUCUUGUAAGUUCCCCAUGAAAGUUUUUGGCUUGGAGUUGGUUUUAUGAGUGUCCAUCCAUUCUUCUUCUGUGGUAAAUCAGAGAAUCAGGGAAUCAGAGUUUCUAUUCCUAUGAAAUAGCUUGAAUCUGAAGCACUUAGCAUUUGAAGCUUCUAUCUUCAUUCCUAGUGCUGCAGUUGACUGUUGGUCUAAGCAGUGGGUGGAGCUUGCAAGUUUUCAUGGCCAUGUUGACAAUGAAUUUAGGAUUUGUUUCCACUAUUGGACGGCAGACUAGAUGGCAGGAAAUUAGUGUAAUUCAAUCAAGAAGGAGCCUAUUUGUCAAAAAGAUUAUGUAGAUCAUUCUUUUAUGAGAAGAUGUUGAACAGUCUGUUGGGAAAGGAAUUUGUAAAAAUUAAUUCAAAAUACUUAAAAACUA